UCAGUUUUUUUCAUAGGUUUUUGAGGUUAAAACUCUGCAUAAAUAUUAGGUGACCCAAUAUAUAGAUUAAGUAUACAUCCUCUUCCUGAAUUCUGCGGCUUUUUUCACGGGAUUUACUGUAUUAUGUGAAAAAUGUGGGACUCGUCGAUGUUCCUCAGCACCCUGACGCCCAAAUUCUACGUGGCGCUCACGGGCACAUCGAGUCUCAUCAGCGGACUCAUCCUCAUUUUCGAGUGGUGGUACUUCCGGAAGUAUGGGACUUCAUUCAUUGAACAAGUUUCCCUGAAUCAUAUUAGUCCAUGGAUUGGGGGUGGUAGCAGUGAUUCCAGCAAUGGGAAUGAUUCCAAUUCCACGGGGAGUUCGGGUCAACAGAUACCCGAAUGCAAAGUAUGGCGAAACCCACUGAAUCUCUUCCGUGGCGCUGAGUACCAGCGCUUCUUUUGGGCCACAAGCAAGGAGCCCCUUACGUACUAUGACAUGAACCUCAGUGCUCAGGAUCAUCAGACCUUCUUCACGUGCGAAGGGGAUGCCGGGAAUGCGGAGUUUGAAAUCAUGCAGACAGCCUGGCGCGAGAGGAAUCCCGUUGUUCGCAUAAAGGCAGCCCAUAGUGCAUUGGAAAUCAAUGCAGACUGCACUCCGGCGUACAUCUUGCUCGCUGAAGAGGAAACGACGACAAUUGUGGAAGCGGAGAAGGUUCUCAAGACAGCCCUCAAAAUUGCUGAGGCAAACUACAAGAAAUCCCAAUUGAUGCAACAUCAGAGCCCCACACAUGAGAGCAUCCAUAGACGUGACACAAAUGCCCUAAUCUACAUCAAGCGUCGCCUGGCAAUGUGCGCCCGGAAGCUGCAGAAGCUGAAGGAGGCGGCCAAGAUGUUUCGUGAUCUGAGCAAGGAGAUUCCGCCCAUUAUGAAUGUCCUCAACAUCCAUGAGAAUCUCAUUGAGUGCCUGCUGGAGAUGCAGGCCUACGCCGACUGUCAGGCUGUCCUGGCCAAGUACGACGACAUAUCGCUCCCGAAAUCCGCAACAAUUUGCUACACAGCCGCCCUACUCAAAGCGCGUGCAGUUGCGGAUAAAUUUUCACCGGAUGUGGCUUCGAAGCGAGGCCUCAAUUCAGCUGAAAUGGGUGCCGUGGAGGCCAUACACCGAGCUGUGGAGUUCAAUCCGCACGUACCCAAGUAUCUCCUUGAGACGAAGCCCCUCAUCUUGCCACCUGAACACAUCCUCAAGCGUGGUGACUCCGAGGCACUCGCCUACGCCUUCUUCCAUCUCAAUCACUGGAAGAACGUGGAGGGAGCUCUCAAUUUGCUCCACUGCACCUGGGAGGGAACCUUCCGGAUGCUGCCCUACCCACUGGAGCGUGGACAUCUCUUCUACCCCUACCCAACGUGCACCGAGUGCGCCGAUCGUGAACUCCUGCCGCUCUUCCACGAGGUCUCCGUCUACCCCAAGAAGGAGCUGCCCUUCUUCAUUCUCUUCACGGCCGGCUUGUGCAGCUUCACGGCCCUCCUGGCGCUCCUUACGCACCAAUAUCCGGAGCCAAUGGGCGUCAUGGCACACACGGUGCUCAACUGGAUCUCCCUCCCGUUCUACUUCUUCAAGGAUCGCCUCGAAAGUGUCCUACCGUGCAACCUUCUGCAGCAACUGUCACGCAUUUAAAUGCUCUCUGCCCAUCACUCUCUGUUUGGUCAUGGCUACGCUCCCGGCCACAGGAUAUACUCCCGUAUUUAUUUUAAUAAAAAUAAUUCAAUGUGUGUAGCAAAA
Messenger RNA from Lutzomyia longipalpis, 1761 nucleotides. Its product is annotated as protein ST7 homolog. The transcript is spliced from 3 exons. Lineage: Eukaryota; Metazoa; Arthropoda; Insecta; Diptera; Psychodidae. Gene Ontology annotation, molecular function: protein binding. Bases 133 to 1656 code for a protein of 507 amino acids. The record is from RefSeq and is a predicted model, not a curated record.